AUGUCGCUGUGUCUUCUAAAACCCUCAUUUAGGGUUUAUAUAUCGUUGUGCUUGUUGCUGUUGUGUAUCUUCACCUUCUUCGGGUGUAUAAGCAGCUAUGCGUUCACCAGGAAGGUCGCGCGAGACAACAACAACAAUAUCAUCAGCAGCAGCAUCCUCAGCAGCAGCAGCAGCAACAUUGGCAUAGGCCAUUUAUCUCCUUCUCUUGCUGCUGCAUCAAAGAAUUCUCCUUUUGUAUUCUUAGAAGAUCAAGAAGGAGGAGAGACCGAGAAAGAAGGCGCAGGAGAGACAGCAGCAGAAUCAGCAGCAGAACUACCAGAAGGAGGAGAAGGAGAAGAGGCAGAGACUGCAGCAGGAGAAACAGCAGCAGAAACAGAAGCAGAAAGACGACCACCAGCACGUAAAGGAGGACCACCAGCAGCAGCAGCAGCAGGAGCAUCAGCAGCAGCAGCAGAAGAGGAAGAAGGAUUCGAAGAAGAAGCAGAAGAGGAACGACCCAUCAAGAAAAAACCACCACCAGCAGCAGCAGAGGCCCCUGAAGCUGCAGCACCAGAAGCAGCUGCUGCAGCUGCAGCACCAGCACUGCCACCAGCAGCGGCAGCUCCUUUAGCUCCUGUUCCUGUAUCUGAAUUUACACCACAACUUGGUUAUAGUGAUGGAGCUGAACUUUGUUACUCCGUCUCCUGCCGUAGCGUCCUCUCUGGCGCUAGUCCUUCUCUACCCAUCAAAGGCUGUAAGAAAUCGAUAAAGUGUGGUGGAUGUAAACCUGGAGGGACGCCCGAGGGAAAAUGCAACGAAUGGAAACCACCGAGACAGCCAGAAGUACUCCUUAGACAUGGGGCUUACUAUGGAACCAAGCGUUUAUCUCGCUCUGGCUCAAUAGAUUUAGCCAUAAAAUGGGAAUCAGAGAGUGUUCCUCUAGAUUUUUCUCCCUGUUUACUAGAUGUUAAACAGGCUACUCUAGCUGGAAGAGAACUUAGAGAGACAGGUAACGUCCGUGCCUUCGGCUUUCAUCGUAUGGUGCAGUUAACAUUAGCGGUUCUUCGUAUUCCUGAGGAGGGAGCCGAAAUUGGUCCGAUGCCAAAAAUAUCAUUUGGAAUAAAAUUGAAUGAAGGGUUGGGAAUGUCGAGAGCUUUCUCAACUGUCGCUCGACCUGUCGUUACACCCGCGUGUUUCGUUCCUGAACACCGCAGUAAUGUAUUGACACUCCAACCUCAGGAAGCAUCAUUUGUUACCGGUUGGUUUUCUGUGCCAAAGCACAAAACGUAUCGUCUUUAUCCUCGCAAUUUUACAAUUCGUUUAUUUUGUCAAUCUGUGGCAGAAUGCCAAUUAUCACAAUUAUCUAUUUGUGCUCGUCUUUCUUGUCCAAUUUCUUCUCCUGAUAUUGAAAAAGAAGUUGCUAUGGCAGAAGAAGCAAUGAAACAUCCUGUAGGGCCAAUGCCUCUUGCUGCUCCUGGUGCUCCUGCUGCUGGUGCUGGUGCUCGUGGGGGAAGCUUGCUGAUGCAGCCGCAGUUGCAGCAACAGCAGCAGCCACGCGUACAACAAGUGCAGUUCAGGGGUCGUUAUGGAGUUGUGCCUGCUUGGAUGCUUUCUUCUUCUCCACCACAAGCAGGAAAUUGGAAAAUUCUCUCUGUUGCCUUAGCCGCUGUCUCCUUCUUUUUAUUCUUUUAA
Messenger RNA from Eimeria maxima, 1671 nucleotides. RefSeq lists its product as hypothetical. Lineage: Eukaryota; Apicomplexa; Conoidasida; Eucoccidiorida; Eimeriidae. The transcript has 5 exons. Bases 1 to 1671 code for a protein of 556 amino acids. The record is from RefSeq and is a predicted model, not a curated record.